CAACAAACUCACAUCGGAGACUGCCACUCCUCACGACUUCCAUCUCCUACACCGUGAAAAAUACUUCAGUGGGAGAACACAUUUUCCUUCUUUUAAUUCACACUCUACAACACAACUACUAAACACUCAAACAUUAUGCCUGGUGGUCCUGGCGUCCUCUCGGCGCCUCUCAGCCCCGAGCGGGUGGAGGCUCCUGUGACUGUUAAGGCUUAUCUCCUUUGUGUCUUUGCCUCUUUCGGUGGUAUCUUUUUCGGCUUCGAUUCUGGUUACAUGAACGGCGUGUUGGGUAUGAAUUACUUCAUCAACAUGAUGACGGGUCUUCCUAUUCCUGGCGCCGAUGCGGAUCAGGCGACCAAAGAUGCCUUCACUCUGCCAGCUUGGGAGAAGUCUUUGAUCACUUCCAUUCUUUCUGCCGGAACGUUCUUUGGUGCGAUCAUCGCUGGUGACCUUGCCGACUACUUCGGUCGAAGGAUUACUAUCGUUUCUGGUUGUUGUGUAUUUAUCGUUGGUUGCUGUCUGCAGACUGCUUCAACUGGCCUCGGCUUGCUGGUGGCCGGUCGUCUCAUCGCUGGGUUUGGUGUCGGUUUCAUUUCAGCGAUCAUCAUUCUCUACAUGUCGGAGAUCGCUCCUCGAAAGGUUCGAGGUGCUAUUGUCUCGGGUUACCAGUUUUGCAUCACUAUUGGUCUUCUUCUUUCCUCUUGUGUAUGUUACGCAACUCAGAACCGGACCGAUAGCGGGUCAUACCGUAUCCCCAUCGCCAUUCAGUUUGCCUGGGCUCUUAUCCUCGGUGGUGGUCUCCUUUUGCUUCCAGAGUCUCCUCGUUGGUAUGUCAAGGCCGGCAAGAUCGAACAGGCAAGAAAGGCACUGUCUCGAGUCCGAGGUCAACCUGUGGACUCUGAUUACAUCAAGGAUGAAAUCGCCGAAAUUGUGGCCAAUCACGAGUACGAGACUGAGCUUACUCCCAAUGUGACUUACCUCUCCUCUUGGGCUGCCUGUUUCACUGGUGGUAUUCGCAACCCUGGUUCUAACCUUCGUCGAACCCUUCUCGGUAUUUCCAUGCAAAUGAUGCAGCAAUGGACUGGUGUCAACUUCAUCUUCUACUUUGGAACCACCUUCUUCACCGACCUUGGGACUAUCUCGAACCCCUUCUUGAUUUCUCUCAUCACUACUUUAGUCAACGUCUGCUCCACACCUGUGUCCUUCUGGACUAUCGAGCGAUUUGGUCGACGACCCCUUCUUAUCUAUGGUGCCCUCGGUAUGCUUAUCUGCGAGUUCAUUGUCGGUAUCAUCGGUGUCGCCAAGCCUGGAGACACUACAGUCGUUAAGGUGCAGAUCUCCUUCAUUUGCAUUUACGUCUUCUUCUUCGCGUCAACUUGGGGUCCAGGCGCUUGGGUUUCUAUUGGUGAAAUUUUCCCAUUGCCUAUCAGAGCGCGAGGUGUUGGUCUCUCCACCGCCUCUAACUGGCUAUGGAACUGUAUUAUCGCCGUCAUUACUCCUUAUCUUGUUGGAACUGACGAGGCUAACCUCGGUUCAAAAGUCUUUUUCCUUUGGGGUUCAACCUGUAUUCUCUGCUUUAUCUACGCCUAUCUCUUUGUAUGGGAGACCAAGGGCCUCACUCUGGAACAGGUUGAUAGGAUGAUGGAAGAAUGCGGGAGCCCCAGACGCUCAGCGGGUUGGAAACCCCAUACCACGUUUGCAGCUGAAGCUGCCCAGGGUACACAUGGGCUUGACCAGAAUGAGAAAGCGAAAGUUGGACCUGUGUUAUCACAGUCAGAGAUGUUGGAGCAAGUUUAAGUAAUCGGUCCAGGUAUUCCUAUUUUGUCAUAUGUAUACAAUUUGAAGGGACACUAUUAUUAUGAACAGUUUUUAAUUACAGUGCAUCCCAUGUAU
This is a messenger RNA of Cryptococcus deneoformans JEC21, 1890 nucleotides long. RefSeq names its product glucose transporter, putative. Gene Ontology annotation, molecular function: carbohydrate:proton symporter activity. The transcript is spliced from 8 exons. Gene Ontology annotation, cellular component: membrane. The record is from RefSeq and is a predicted model, not a curated record. The coding region runs from base 136 to 1794 and encodes 552 amino acids. Lineage: Eukaryota; Fungi; Basidiomycota; Tremellomycetes; Tremellales; Cryptococcaceae. Gene Ontology annotation, biological process: transmembrane transport; carbohydrate transport.